Molecule: messenger RNA, 676 nt
Organism: Ilyonectria robusta
Lineage: Eukaryota; Fungi; Ascomycota; Sordariomycetes; Hypocreales; Nectriaceae
Exons: 2
Coding region: 104-619 (171 amino acids)
Source: RefSeq, a predicted model, not a curated record
CGACGACGCCGUCAACACCAUCAACUUGUAUCGCCUCGCUCUGCCUCAUUUCUGAGACGUCACGAGAUCACCUCUGCUAAAAGGAAGAGCUUCGCUGGUGGCUAUGGACCCCAACGAGUUCUCUGCUGCAGACAUUGCGGCCUAUCGGGCCAAUUUCACAGUCGCCGAGGACCAGCAUGAGCAUUUCCAACAAUGCUGGUCACAUCAGAAUUGCGACGGCUGUCUCGACACUGCGCGGUGUAGCUGGUGCCCGUAUACCUGGUCGUGUGUUCCCAAUUCGCACUUGGUUCCGGCGCUGGCGCCGGCCUAUGACGAGAACAUAUGCCCGCACUGGGCCGAGCGGUGGGAGAUCCGCACCCGGCCGCUCGGAUGCCAUGUUUCGACCAUUACCACCCUCACGACAAUCGUGACAAUUGCGUCUACUCUUGCGUUCGUGGGCUUGGUCUUUGGCUUGGUCCUUGGCAUCCGUCGGCUCCGUCGUUACAAUAAAGAGCACCCGGGGUGGUGGCGACUCCUCAGGCGUCGCUGGUGGUCUGCUUUACGGCGGAGGGGUGGGGAGGAAGAGCCGCUCCUCGGAGAAGGACAUCGGCCAGGUCAAGCAAAUGGCGAAGUACCGUAAAGGUGACAUCUGCGCGGGAUCAGAGCCCAUCGCAGCUACGGGGGCUCUUACGACUGG